AUGUCUUACGAUACUGCAAUUACAGUUUUUGGUAAAAUAGGUAACUUGUUCUAGGUUGAAUAUGCUAUGGCUGCAGUCAACUAGGGUUUAUGUUCAAUCGGUAUUAGAGGUACUGAUUGCAUAGUCAUGGGUGUUGAAAAGAACCCAACCACAAUUUUGUAAGAAACCAGAACCAUUCGUAAGGUUUAACGUUUGGAUGACGCUACUUGCAUCUGCUACUCUGGUUUGACUCCUGAUGCUCGUAUUCUUACCAACAUUGCAAAAGUAGAAUGUUAAAGCUAUAGUUUGAAUUACGAUGAUAGGGUUCCGAUCAAUUAUAUUGCAAGAUAUAUUGCUAGUGUUUAGUAAAAGUAUACAUAAAAGAGUGGUGCAAGACCAUUCGGUAUCUCUACCCUUGUAGGUGGUUUCGAUAGCAAGGGACAACCUCGUUUAUUCUAGACAGAUCCCAGUGGUGCUUGCACUGAAUGGAAGGCUGUCGCAUUAGGAAAGCACAGAAAGACUGUUAUGGAAAACCUUGAAAAGAAUUACUAAGAAGAGUACUUAGCCGAAGAAAAGUGUCUUGAAUUAGCCUGCCGUGUCCUCUUAGAAGUUGUUUAAAGUGGUUGCAAGAAUAUUGAAUUAGUUGUUCUCAAAUAAAAAGUUGAAGGAGAUAAGAAAGUUUAUGAAUACAGCAUGAUUUCUGAAGAAAAAACAAUGGCUCUUAUUGAAGCAGUUGAUGGCAAAAAGUGA
This is a messenger RNA of Tetrahymena thermophila SB210, 729 nucleotides long. RefSeq names its product proteasome subunit alpha type protein. Lineage: Eukaryota; Ciliophora; Oligohymenophorea; Hymenostomatida; Tetrahymenidae. Gene Ontology annotation, cellular component: proteasome core complex; nucleus; proteasome core complex, alpha-subunit complex. The record is from RefSeq and is a predicted model, not a curated record. The transcript has a single exon. Gene Ontology annotation, biological process: ubiquitin-dependent protein catabolic process.